AUGGAUUCGUUCGCCAUUACGGAGGGUCUUGUGUCUCAGGAGCGACAAGACGGCUCGCCCGAGGUCUCUAGCAAAUUAUCCGAAGAGACCAACAAGUUCCAGCGUGCUAUCGCAGCCUGGCGAGGAAUUGAUUUGGCCAACACUAUUGCCAAGCUCGACACAACUGCUUCAGACAUUGUUGCGCAUCAGCGGGAUGCUCUGGUCCAGAGGAAGGACCUAGCGCAAAAGACAAAGGACUUUAAGAAACUGGAAGACGAUGCAAAGCUUUCCGAAUAUAAGGGACUGUUGAAAGCUUACCAGUCCUUCAUCGAUCUCUUGACCAACCAAGGGAAAACAUCCUCGUCCUCGUUCUUGCAAUUAUACUCGUCCCUAUCCGAAGCACCUGACCCUUACCCACUCCUCGAGGCCUCUGUCGAUUCGCUGGUAUUAUCCGAGGACACUGUCCCGAAGUUGACCUCAGAGCGAGAUCAAUUACAACAAUCUGUCGAACGCCUUACAAAGCAGCAGGAGGAAACCGAGAAGCGACUUCAGGAAGAGCGCGCUGCGCGAAAGAAACUUGAAGAGAGCCAAGAAUCCCGUGCCAAGGAGAUUGAAGCGUCCUGGGAAGCAGUGCUGAAAGAAAAAACAAACAAUUGGGAGGCGAAGGAGAAAAGCUUAGAGGAGAAAGUCGAAAACCAGGAGCGACUGAUCAAGGAACUCAAAGCCAGCUAUGAAGUUUCUCAGCGCCUAGGAGGCGAGGAUAAUGAGGACGACGGUGCUCGUAGUGGUGCCACUGCCGCCGAGCUCGAGCUAGUUUCUGCUGAUCUAGAGAAGACAAGCUUGAGAUUAGCGGAUAUGGAAGCGCGGAACGAGCAGCUACGGCUGGAGCUGGCUCAGGCCGUAUCGCAUUCGAACCACGAUCAAGCUGCUUCGGUUGAAGAUGACCCUGCUUAUCAGCGCCUUCAGUCCGAAAACUCUUCUUUGCUACGAAAACUGGACGCUGCACGCUACGACAAGGACUCAACCCGCCACUCAUGGGAAGCUAAGCUCCUGCAGGCCGAGAGAAAUGCGUCAAAGACUGCAGUUGAGAGGGAUGAGCUGCGCUCACGCCUCGAUAAGGUGUCUGACUACGAUGAUAUACGCCGGGAACUGGAGAUGAUCAAGUCAAUUGAAUUCACGGCGGGUGAUGACGAGGUAGAUGAGGAGGAAACGGCUGGCACCAACGGCGCUGCCACCAAGUCCAAGGGGAAGAACUCGUUGGAGCAGCUCCUAAUGGCACGGAACAAAAAGUUGACAGAUGAGCUUGCAGUCUUGCGAGUGUCCACUCGUGACCUUCAGGGCCAACUUGAAUCCCUGCAUGGCGAGCUUUCCACGACUAAAGAUGCCCUUGAAAAGUCCCAGGGACUAUCGACCACCCUGGAGAACGAUCUUCUCCGUGUACAACAGGAAGCCGCCAAUACUUUCCCAUCCUCACCUAUGUCUGUUGCCGGCACUUACACUUCCCGGCAUCCGCACUCAUCUCGCCGGGGUGCGGUAUCUCCCACCUCGUCCAUAAUUUCUGGUUUUGACCAGAGCAUAGCAUCAGCAAACACCAUGGAGGCUAUCCGUGCUGGAGAGGCAGUUGGUGGUGGCUCUGGUCUCCUUCCAAUGAUCCAAGCUCAACGUGAUCGGUUCAAGAAGAAGAAUGCCGAGCUUGAGGAAGAACUUUCGAAGAUGUACAGCACCGUUAAGUCUCUCCGUCAGGAGGUCUCAACCCUGCAGAAAGACAACUUGGGGUUGUAUGAAAAAACUCGGUACGUGUCCACCUACAACCGUGGCCAAGGAGCAUCUACCUCUGCUUCCUCGUAUGCGAAUGCACCCAGCUCCACCUCUAUCUACGCCUCGGGUGACACUUCUUCGGGACUCUCCAUAGACCGGUAUCAAUCCGCCUAUGAAGCCCGGAUCUCACCCUUUGCGGCGUUCCGGGGCCGAGAGUCCGCCCGCGCAUACAAGCGCAUGAGCCUGCCCGAGCGGAUCGUCUUCUCGCUCACUCGAAUCAUCAUGGCCAAUCGCACCAGCCGGAACCUGUUCGCCGGCUAUUGCUUUGCGCUCCACCUGUUGUUAUUUGUCAUGCUCUACAUGAUGAGUACGAUGGAGAUUGAGAAGCAUAGCGCCAUGAGUGCCGUGGGCAGUGCCGCCGCCGCUGCAUACCGUAGCAGCAACAGUGGGGCUGGUUCCGGUAGCAGCAGUGGUGGUCAGCUACAUGGGGAUGAUUGGCAGCAAGAGGGCUUCAGCUAA
This is a messenger RNA of Penicillium macrosclerotiorum, 2256 nucleotides long. Its product is annotated as CCAAT displacement transcription factor COY1. The transcript is spliced from 2 exons. Gene Ontology annotation, cellular component: Golgi membrane. The record is from RefSeq and is a predicted model, not a curated record. Bases 1 to 2256 code for a protein of 751 amino acids. Gene Ontology annotation, biological process: intra-Golgi vesicle-mediated transport. NCBI's taxonomy places the organism in Eukaryota, Fungi, Ascomycota, Eurotiomycetes, Eurotiales, Aspergillaceae.